Messenger RNA from Theobroma umbraticum, 2059 nucleotides. RefSeq names its product protein TPX2-like. NCBI's taxonomy places the organism in Eukaryota, Viridiplantae, Streptophyta, Magnoliopsida, Malvales, Malvaceae. Gene Ontology annotation, cellular component: nuclear microtubule; spindle. The record is from RefSeq and is a predicted model, not a curated record. Gene Ontology annotation, molecular function: microtubule binding; protein kinase activator activity. Gene Ontology annotation, biological process: mitotic spindle assembly; regulation of mitotic spindle organization; activation of protein kinase activity.
UCCAACGAGAUUGUCGCCGUUCACUUCGAUACACAAAAUCGGAUGAUACAAACAAAAAUCUCCCCUCUCUUUUACUUUUCAUAGAAAUUAGGGCUUCACCCAAUCAAUCAUUUUUUGUUUCUUAGUUUCCUCUCAGGUUUGAGAGAGAGGGAGGGGGGAAAACCAAUCCAAUGGAAUUUUGAAACACUUGAGACUUUCUCUCUGAAUUUCGGAGCAAGUUCGAGAGAGAAAGUGGUUCACAUUGUUGUUGUUGUUGUUGUUUGUCUGGUUGGUUUAUUUGCAUAAAACAACAAAACAAAUCAACACGCUCCAUGAGAAAAGACGGAAAAAAAAAUCAAAAAUUUCAAGAUUAGAUAAACAAGAUAGCAGGAAAUAUGAAAAUGGUUGCAACUUGAAACGUGGACUUGCAAAGGAAAUUUCAGUGAAAAAUGGAUGACCAAAUUGGUGAACAAAUGGAGGAAUUCUUUUCCAUCGAAGAACCGAGUGAGGCGGAGGAAUUUUUUGAUAUCAAAUACGAGUUUGAUGCACCGCAAUGCUACGAUUUCAGUCGGCCAGAAAGAUAUUGGGAGGCUAAAGAAGCCGAGCUCUGGUUCGAAUCAGCUGGAAGCUAUCCGCCUUCGCCUUUUGUAAUAAAGUUGAAGUGGAGAUAUGAUGUUGAUGGGGAUGAAGAAUUUAGCAAUGGUUCAAUAGAUUAUGAUGAUAGAGAUACUCUGAGGGAUAAAACCGAGUCUGGGGUCAAGUCAUCCCUAUCUAGGAGUUCGACUUUGAUGAAACCGACAGCAAGUUACUUAGCCAAGCAAAACCAAGAUCGAGCGGUUCAUUUUAGCCAGCUUCAUAGAAGGUUUCGAAAGUUUUUAGACAGACUUGAUGAUAAGAGUACGAAGAGUUCUUCUGUGACUGAAGGCGAUGCUACCAAAAGACAAAAGCUGGAAGCUGGUUACCUAUGCAAGGUUGCUAACUUGUCGCAUCGAGCUCUUUUCGUGCACAAGAAACCUAAAACGGUCCGAUCCCUUGAUGGUAACUCAGUACAUGCUAAGCCUAAAGUUACAAUUCCUAAAGAACCAGAGUUACAAACAGCAAGAAGGGCUCAAAGACGUAGGUCUAGAGUAAAGGCAGAGUCAGAUGAAAAUGCAAAAUCACAUGCUCAUUUCUUUAAAGCACUCCCCUUAAACAGAAAAAUUCUCGAGGCUCCUUCAUUGCCCCUUGCCAAGAAAAGCCUACCUCAGCGACCAGAGUUUCAGUUAUUUCACCUGAGGACAUCAGAGAGAGCCAGGCAGCAUGCAUCUAACAAUGCAAUGAAACUCCCUAAUUAUGUUUCGACUUCAAGAAAUGAAAAAACUGGCCUCAGAAGCUUCAACUCUGUCAACGCAUUAGAGGAGAAAUUUGAAGCUGUUAAUAAAUUUAAAGCUUGCCCUCUUAAUAAGAAGAUAAUGUCAAGAAUAGGGCAAACUGGUGUCCUGCAGAAUAUGAAGAAGGAAACAUCAGCCCCAAUGGAAUUCAAGAUUUUAGCAGACAGGAGGCCUCCAGAUGAACCGCCAAUAGAAUUAUUGAAUAAGCUCUCCUUGUCAUCUGAAGUCCAUUCUGGCGAAAAAUCUCGAGCAAAAAUUGUUUUUUCAGAGGGAUUUAAAGAGAAUGAAACAGUUCCUUUCCUUCUGCAAUGUCAGAUUAUAAAUGCGGGCAAAGAAAAUUUACAAAGGAUUGGAGGGAUGGAGUAUCAAUGUAGGAAUGACAGGACUAUCGAAAUUGGGCGACAACUGAACGUUAACAGGAGCCUGAGAUUGGACAUAACCUGAAAGUCCUCAGUCAGUUUGGUGGUCACAUUUGUCCUUCUUGCCGCACAAAUGAUUGGGGUACGCCGCAGGCUCAUUUUUGGUGAGAAAGUAGAUUACUUCUUUUAAUAAUGGAGUGGUAUUUAUUCCCUUAAAAGAAAAUGAUUUUGAAGAAUGGCAAUAUUUUUUAAAAUUAGUUAACUUUUGUCAUGUUUUCCUGCAAAAUGUUGCUACGGCAUAGCAAAUGUAACUGUCAACCAUGAUGUAUGUAUACACUAUAAAGGCUGCAA